AUGCCAGAUGAGCGACUGGACGAGGACGACUGCAAAUUUCUGGAGACAGCGUUCGAGCUGGCACAAGAAGCCCUGGAUGGCGACGAGGUUCCGGUUGGAUGCGUGUUCGUUGUCGAUGGAAAGGAGAUCGGAAGAGGCAGGAAUCGAGUGAACGAGACGGGCGAUCCGACGAGGCACGCUGAAAUGGUGGCAGUAACCGAAAUGUGGAACAAAUACCGAGGAGAAUGUAAAGGAAUGCUCCAGAAAUCCACUCUCUACGUGUCAUUAGAACCGUGCGUGAUGUGUUCCUCGGCCAUGUAUGAGCUAGGAAUUCGGAAGAUGGUGUACGGAGCAAACAAUCCGAGAUUUGGAGGUGUGCGCAGUGUCGGCAGUGCGGAAAAGUACAGGAUGGAAGACAACGUAGAAGUUGUGGCGGGCGUCUGGUCGGAGAGAUCCGUGGCUAUCCUGAAGGCGUUCUACGAGAAGCAGAAUCCAUUCGCGCCACCCGAGAAACGGAAAACCAAAAAUCCUGAACCUGAAUAA
Molecule: messenger RNA, 522 nt
Organism: Caenorhabditis sp. 36 PRJEB53466
Lineage: Eukaryota; Metazoa; Nematoda; Chromadorea; Rhabditida; Rhabditidae
Source: the annotation of a GenBank genome assembly